Messenger RNA from Mollisia scopiformis, 640 nucleotides. RefSeq lists its product as uncharacterized. Gene Ontology annotation, molecular function: carbon-sulfur lyase activity. Bases 57 to 485 code for a protein of 142 amino acids. NCBI's taxonomy places the organism in Eukaryota, Fungi, Ascomycota, Leotiomycetes, Helotiales, Mollisiaceae. The record is from RefSeq and is a predicted model, not a curated record. The transcript has 3 exons.
UAUUGCAUUGACCAGUAUCAUCCUUGAAAUUAGUAUCCUGAUAAUCAUUAGCGAAGAUGGAGGGCACAUGUCUUUGUGGCGCGAUCACUGUUCGGGUAAAGGAUGACGAACUGUUUUCGAGGAGGAGAGGACAUAUUUGUCGCUGUACUAACUGCAAAAAGACUGCUGGCUGUGCUAUGGCCACCAAUCUCACCAUUGAGAACGAGAAGAUUGAGAUCGUUGGCGAGGAGAAUUUGAAGAAAUUCAUUGAUACGAAAACUUUGAGUGGAACGCCACUUGCGAGAUAUUUCUGCUCUACAUGUGGAAAUCCGAUCAAAUCUGUCACGCCGUUGUAUGAAGGCAAAACUGUCUUGAAGACCGGCAUAUUCCCUCAGAUACCUACACCCGAGUGGGAGUCAUUUUCAUUGAACAGGCAAAAAUGGGAGUUACCUCUUGAUGGUGCAGUGCAGUACAAGACGAAAAGCUUGGGCGAGAAAAUGGAAUGAGGCUUUUUUUCGCGAUUGUGGAGCUGAAGGCUAUUGGCUAUGGACACAGUGGAACAAAAUGCCCACUGUUAAGCCACAGAGGGCGUCUGCAUUUUGAGGCUGCAAACUGUAUAUGAGGAGAGGACGCCACAAGCGCCUCUUCAAUGCGAUUUGAC